Molecule: messenger RNA, 1060 nt
Organism: Solanum lycopersicum (tomato)
Lineage: Eukaryota; Viridiplantae; Streptophyta; Magnoliopsida; Solanales; Solanaceae
Product: pre-mRNA cleavage factor Im 25 kDa subunit 2
Cellular component (GO): mRNA cleavage factor complex
Molecular function (GO): mRNA 3'-UTR AU-rich region binding
Source: RefSeq, a predicted model, not a curated record
UGUUAAAAUAUGCAAGUGCAACUGUUUUGAAAAUUUUCCCCCUUAAUAGCAAAUCAAUUUCUGUAGGAGGGAAACAGAGGAAAACCAGUAUCACCGGCGAACCGUCGCCGGAAAAUCAUUCUCGCCGUUUGCCCAAAAGAAGCGAUUGAACAGAUCAAAAUGGUAUCGUCGGCUAUAGUGAACACAUACCCACUCUCUAGCUAUACAUUUGGUACAAAAGAGCAUAAAAUGGAGAAGGAUUCAUCCGUUGCUGAUCGUCUUGCUCGUAUGAAAGUCAACUACAUGAGGGAGGGUAUGAGGACAAGUGUUGAAGGAAUUCUCUUGGUACAAGAACAUAAUCAUCCUCAUAUUCUUCUUUUGCAAAUUGGGAACACAUUUUGCAAGCUCCCUGGUGGACGCCUAAAGCCAGGAGAAAAUGAAAUCGAGGGUUUGAAAAGGAAACUCUCCAGCAAACUUGCAGCUAAUCCUCCUGCCAAUCCGCCAAAUUGGAAGAUAGGCGAGUGCGUGGCGACCUGGUGGAGGCCGAACUUUGAAACCAUAAUGUAUCCAUACUGUCCUCCACAUAUAACAAAACCUAAGGAGUGUAAGAAGCUCUACCUUGUUCACUUAUCUGAAAGAGAGUUCUUUGCUGUCCCCAAAAAUCUAAAACUUCUGGCUGUGCCAUUGUUUGAGCUUUAUGACAAUGUUCAGAGAUAUGGACCUGUAAUAUCUACAAUUCCUCAACAACUUUCCAGAUUACAGUUCAACAUGAUCAAUCAAUAGAUAGUAGAUGGAGAUUCAAGUUCUCCUCCGCGAUAAAAAUGAUUUGGUUUGGUUCCCAUAGUUUGAGGGCGACUUGAUUCACUUUUUUACAAUAGGCAGAUAGAUGACUCUCAUCUGAUUGUUUGUGUUAAAUUGGCUUCUUUUGGACGGCCACAACGAUGGGUACAAUAUGCGACUUCGCAGUUACAAUAUUGACUUGUUUUUGCCAACCUAAAUAUUGUCCCCCCUAAUUCUUUCGGAGGGUCUUGUAAAGUUUUUGCAAAAAUAAGUUUUCGAAAAAACAAAUCAUCUACUAACA